Molecule: messenger RNA, 1892 nt
Organism: Poecile atricapillus (Black-capped chickadee)
Lineage: Eukaryota; Metazoa; Chordata; Aves; Passeriformes; Paridae
Gene: CEBPB
Product: CCAAT enhancer binding protein beta
Exons: 1
Coding region: 259-1233 (324 amino acids)
Biological process (GO): regulation of cell differentiation; DNA-templated transcription; regulation of transcription by RNA polymerase II
Molecular function (GO): RNA polymerase II cis-regulatory region sequence-specific DNA binding; DNA-binding transcription factor activity, RNA polymerase II-specific
Source: RefSeq, a predicted model, not a curated record
CAGAGACUUUAGGACACGGGACCCAGAACCAGAUGGUCCGGAGGAGACGCGCCAGCCCCCGCCGCAGCUGCCGGAGCGGUGAAGCCCCGCCGCGCCGCAGGGACUGAUCCAGCCCGGCCGGGCAGCGCCGCGGGGCCGUGCCCAGGCCAGAGACUGCGGCAGGGUCUGGAGCCCCCCACCCCGACGGCGGCAGCUUGACCCUCUGCCGGGGGGGCCCCCCUGCGUCCUUUCCUCCUCCCCGCAUCCCCCUUUGCUUUCAUGCAACGCCUGGUGGCCUGGGACGCAUCAUGCCUCCCCAUCCAGCCGCCCGCCUUUAAAUCCAUGGAAGUGGCUAAUUUCUAUUACGAGGCGGACUGUCUGGCUGCUCUCAACAAGCUGCACCCGCGGGCGGCCGGGGGCCGCUCCAUGACCGAGCUCACUGUCGGGGACCACGAGCGAGCCAUCGACUUCAGCCCGUACCUGGAGCCUUUGGCGUCGCAGCCGCCGCCUCCCGCGGCAGCAGCAGGGGGCAACUUUGAGCCUCCGUGCAGCAGCGGCGCCGGCCAAGAUUUCCUUUCCGAUCUCUUCGCCGAGGACUAUAAAGGCAGCGGCGGCAGCAAGAAGCCCGACUACACCUACAUCAGCCUCGCCCGGCACAGCCACCCCUGCGCCAGCCAGAGCCACAAGCCGGGGGGGCUGCCGGGCUGCUUCCCGCCCCAGAUCGUGGAAACCAAAGUGGAGCCGGUCUUCGAGACCCUGGACUCUUGCAAAGGGCCCCGGAAGGAAGAAGGGGGCGCGGGGCCGGGACCGGGGGGCAUGUCCUCGCCCUACGGCAGCACCGUGCGCUCCUACCUGGGUUACCAGUCGGUGCCGAGCGGCAGCAGCGGGAACCUCUCCACCUCGUCCUCCUCCAGCCCCCCCGGCACCCCCAACCCCUCCGAGUCCUCCAAGUCCGCCGCCGCCGGCGGGGGCUACUCGGCCGCCCCGGCGGGCAAGAACAAGCCCAAGAAGUGCGUGGACAAGCACAGCGACGAGUACAAGCUCCGCCGGGAGAGGAACAACAUCGCGGUGCGCAAGAGCCGCGACAAAGCCAAAAUGCGCAACCUGGAGACGCAGCACAAAGUCUUGGAACUGACGGCCGAGAACGAGCGGCUGCAGAAGAAGGUGGAGCAGCUCUCCCGGGAGCUGAGCACCCUCAGGAACUUGUUCAAACAGCUGCCCGAGCCCCUGCUCGCCUCCUCGCCGCGCUGCUGACCCCCGGCCGGGCUGCGGGGCGAGCGGAGCCGCUCCGCGCUCCUGGGGCCGGGCCGAGGGGGGCGAGAGCCGGGCGGGCGGGUUUGGUUUCAAUUUGUGUUGUUGUUGUUGGAUUUAUUUUUGUUUUUCGGUCUUUAUCGACAUGUUGGCGGAAGGCUCCGCCGCCGCGCGGGGUCGGAGCGGGGCCGGGCGCGGAGAGACCCCGGCCCCGGCCCGGGCGGGCUCUGCUGGGCGCUGGGUUAUUUAAAAGAGCGAGAGGAGAGCAAGGGCAAAGUGAUGCAAUCCUUUAAGCAUGGCUGGGAAUGCUGUGUACAUGAUGCAAUCUCGUGUAACUGUCAGUCAUGGAUUGAGUAAUCUGUUAAAGAUGUUCCUACAGUUUUUUUAUUAUAAAGAAUAAUCUAUUUCUAUAAGAAAAUACAUAUGUAUAUUUUGGGAUCUAUGCAUUCUUGCUACAUUUGAAGCAUUAAUGAACAAUUUUAAUAAACUUUAUGACUAGGUUAAAAACCAGCAGCUUGUUUUAUUUUGAAGGCAUGUUUAAAGUUAGAUUAAACACAGGGUUGAAAUUCCAGCUGAUUCUGGCUCAACGCUGUGAUCAGGGAUAGGGAUUUUUGUUGGUCUUUUAGCUUUGUUUGAGAGAAAGGAAAAAAAAAAACAACAAA